Molecule: messenger RNA, 2154 nt
Organism: Spodoptera littoralis (African cotton leafworm)
Lineage: Eukaryota; Metazoa; Arthropoda; Insecta; Lepidoptera; Noctuidae
Source: the annotation of a GenBank genome assembly
AUGUUGGGGCGGGUUUAUCCGCUGGUGGUAUUGCUGGUAUUCGCUGAUGUUUUUAUGAAGGCAUCAUGCAUCAGUGCGGAGAAAGGGAGUUUAGCCUUCGUUAUAGAUGACACUCUCUCAAUGACUGAUGACAUAAAUCAAGUCAAAAAGAGUGUCGGUCAGAUAAUGGACAUUGUGUUCAAUGAGAAGGCCAGCGUGAUCAGCAAUAUGGUGCUCGUCACAUUCAACGACCCAGAUGCACAUGUGAGAGCAGUGACUAAGGAUCGAAAAACAUUUAACAAAGCAUUGUCGGAGGUUCAAGUACAUAACCGCAAUAAUCCUGAUUGUCAAGAACCAUCUCUGAAUGGAUUGCUGCUUGCUUUGAAAAACAGUAAUCGUGGCUCCCACAUCUACGUGUUCACCGAUGCUUCAGCCAAAGAUUUUCAACAUGAAAUCGCUGUUAAACAACUGUGUCAGGAAAAGCAAACUCAGAUCUCUUUUGUGAUUACCGGAAGAUGUACCGCAACUUAUCCGGAUAAAUAUAUGAAAGUGUAUUAUUCAAUAGCCCAGGCAUGUUCAGGCUUGGCUUAUGAAGUAGAAAAAGAUGCAGUUUCAGAGGUACUCAAACCAAUAACUGACAUUAUAAGCGGCGAAAAGAUUAUAAUUACUUCGACGACUGUGCCAGCUGGUGUUUUGAAAGAUAUCCCGUUCAACAUAGAUGAACAAACUGAAUACGCCAUCGUUUCCGCGACGGGUAAGGACGUGGUAUUAAAAGUAACUGGACCUACUGACAGCAAGAAACAAUUAUUGUGGAAGCCCAAUGCUAAAGUGUUGAAGUUGCUUAACGUGAAGCCUGGCAAGUACAUCGCUACCGUAAAAGGUGCAUCAGAGACAUCCGUCGUCGUAGUGGGCAGGUCUGAUUUCCUCUUCAAACAUGGUUUCUCCGAGCAGAAGCCCAAGUCACUUAAGGACACGACUCUCCAACCAAUCACUAAUAAAGGGGUCUACUUAUCAGUAUUAGUUACUGAUGAACGCCAAUCAGUGGAAAUUACAAAGGCACAGAUCUUAGGAAUGAAUGAGAAGCCGAUCAUUCCAGAUCUUCCUUUGACCAAAAUUUCUAAAGAUUUUUACGUCACUCCUCUUUUAGUUACACCAGCACAAAUGUUUAAAGUAGCGGUAAUUGGAAAAGUGAAAGCAACGGGUAACAUUAUAAAGCGUAUCGCGAAGAUUCCUGUUACACCUUCAAAGCCUCCAAAAAUUAACGACAUCAACCUACUGGAUCCAGUGUCCGACGAAUUCAUUGCUUUCCUUAAUUCCAAGCAAAAGUUCUGGAAAGCCGGCCGAAACUUUCCGAAAAAUAAGCCAAUUACAGAACUGCGGAAGUUACUUGGUGCAUUGAAAGAUACCAAAUACUUUAAUUUACAAAAAGUAGAUCACGUCAGCACAUGUAUUAAUCUCCCAGAGAGCUUCGAUCCAAGGACUAAAUGGCCGAACUGCCCUAGCUUGAACGAAAUAAGAGAUCAAGGCCAAUGUGGCAGUUGCUGGGCAUUCGGUGCUGUGGAAGCGAUGACUGACAGAUACUGUACAUAUUCUAAUGGCAAAUAUAACUUUCACUUCUCUGCUCAAGAUCUUCUUUCUUGCUGUCGUAACUGCCAGCAUGAAGGAUGCUCAAAAGGUGGUUACCCUUCAUUAGCUUGGCUAUAUUGGCAGAAAUGUGGUAUUGUAUCUGGAGGAAACAAUAAUCAUACGCUUGAAGGAUGUAAACGGUACAGCUUGCCUUUCCCUAAUACUUGUGAAAAAAAAUGCGAUUCCAACAGUAUAGAUUAUGCAACAGACAAACGUCGUGGUGAAAGAGUGUAUCGCAUUGAACCCAAUGAAGAGAGUAUUAAAGCUGAACUGUACAAAAAUGGACCUGUAGAGGUGUCUUUCGACGUUUAUAACUCCUUUUUCCAUUACAAAAAUGGAGUAUAUGUGCAUUACCCACAAGAGAAGCUGGUUGCUCGACACGCUGUUAAGAUGUUGGGCUGGGGAGUAGAAAAUGGCGUCAAGUACUGGCUCUGUGCGAAUUCUUGGAAUAGUAACUGGGGUGAGAAAGGGUUCUUUAAAAUACUACGUGGAAAGAAUGAAUGUAAGAUAGAAGAAGAAGCCAUUGCUGGUGUACCACUGUACCCGUAA